Trachemys scripta elegans is the source of this 7145-nucleotide messenger RNA. RefSeq names its product Rho related BTB domain containing 3 (gene RHOBTB3). Bases 2024 to 3862 code for a protein of 612 amino acids. The transcript is spliced from 13 exons. Gene Ontology annotation, cellular component: cytoplasm. Lineage: Eukaryota; Metazoa; Chordata; Testudines; Emydidae. Gene Ontology annotation, molecular function: GTP binding; GTPase activity; ubiquitin protein ligase binding. The record is from RefSeq and is a predicted model, not a curated record. Gene Ontology annotation, biological process: proteasome-mediated ubiquitin-dependent protein catabolic process; regulation of proteolysis.
ACCCCUGCUCUAGACCAUCCAGUUCCUUCCCCCUCCCUGCUCAAACCCAGGACCCAGUGCUCAUAAAAGUGACCGAGCUGCACUGUUUAAGCAGAGUGGAGAAAAUCUUCACACAGUCCACAUGCUGAACAAGGUUAAUUAAAUUCACCCCUUUGGGGGGUGUACUUUAUUCUCACAACUCAUCACAGUCUCAAACCCAGUCAUCCUCUGGGGUUCUGGUUCAUUCACGUUGCAGUUCUCUCCUCAGGGUUAUUCUCAUAGUCACCCGUUUUCAGAGUUCUUGGUUAUUCACAGUUCAUGCUUCUAAAUGCAUGGUUACAGGAAACAUUCCACUCAAACAUCCUCCCCAACUUGGUCUGACUGUAAGUUUAGUAUGUGGCAAACCCCAGCUCUUCUGUUCAGACCUUCAGUCUCCAAAGGCUUUUACUUACUUUAUAUAAGUGGAUUAAUGGACACAGUCGAAGCAUUGUUUUGGCACUAACUCACUUGACUUUUUAUCCAGUGUCAGUCGCUACUAAUGGAGGAUGUAUUAGGUGACGCUGCCAACUAGUUUGAGAGCCAAAUGAGAAAUGUGGUGACUUUUUUUUUUUGUUUUUUGUUUUGAAACUGUCCCUUGAGAAGAACUACCAAGAAAGGGCAACCAGAUUGCAAAGCGGAAACUACAUCAAUGGUCUUUCAGCUUCCUAAGCAAAAGUUAAUCCUGGUGGGAGAAACUGGGAAGUAGGACGAAAGAGAGGAAAUGUUUGAGAAAACUACCAUUUGGUCUCUCUUGCUGUAAAAGUCUAAUAUUUAUAAUUUUAAUAGCCUUUAUAAACAGGAGGAAAGAUUUUUAGAGUUUAUUUCAUUGCUAUAAUAGGUAUUAAAUAUUUUUUGGGUGUUGUCAUGUGUGUUUCAUAUAUGUUAGGGCUUGAUCUUGUGCCUCUGGAAGUCAUUGAUUGCUCCCAUUGACUUAAGUGUAGAGGGUCAGACACUGAAACUUAUAUAAAUGGUCCAGCCAGUCAGUAUGGAUAUUCACAAUUGACUGGUAUGAAACUUGCAUACUGAUAUUUAUGUUUAGUAUCUAUACAGUUUUCUUUUGUUUUACUAAUUUUGCAUUAGUGUUUUUUAAAUAAUCCAGAUUCUGCAGUGGGAACUUUGUUGUUGCAGAUUCCAUUGGUCAUUUUAUGAAUGAUCAUGUUUGAGUGAUUCCACAUAAUUUAAUGUUUUGUUCUUUGGAUUUACAUUAGCGUAACUGAGAGGAGAAUUUGCUCCUAUAAUCAGUUUUAUAUUUACCAUAUUAUUUUCACACUCUCUUUCUCUCUCACACCACAAUAUGUGCAGUGCUAUUUAGUAGAAACCAUUUAAUUGUAGUAGAAAGAUUCAGCCUUUCAUACUUCAUUUUUCUUUUUGUAGCCUUUCCUUAGCGGGGGCUGCUCUCAUUUGCUCUUCUCUCAUUUGGGUAGGAUCUUCAUAGUUCAGAAGGCUGUCUUCAUACAGAUUGGCUGGCAGUGAGCUCAUAUAUUUAUGUAAUUUUUUUUGCCUGGCAGCAGCAGAAGAGCACCAUAUAAUCAGCUCCCUCCUGUGCAGUCGAAUGCUGCUGUUGUUGAAGAGCCUUUGUCUUUCUUUGCUGGUCUGGCCACAUUAUGUUGGUUCUGCAGAAAUGUCAAGUCUCUCCAUUGUAUGAAUUAUGCUCUUGGUAGGGCUGACGUCAGGAGGCAGUGGCUGAGCCUGGGUCUGCCUGCUGCUGAGGAUAUGUGCUGAAUUCACCUACAACAGCAGCGGAUUAACAGCAAGGGCUUGUCCUGCUGCUGACACAUGCAGUUACAUUCAUUGACUUGCAGGGGCUGAAGGACUGAACAGGAGGUUAGAGAGCAUUGAAAACCCACCAAAGCCACAGUGACAGGAAUCGUUGAGGUUACAUCUGUGAAGCUACAUAUGGAAAUGGACAAAUAAAAAAGCCAAACAAGCUGGUGAUUUAUAAAACAAACAACGUUUACAGCACUCCUUUCCAUUUUACUCUCCUUCUGCUAUUGGAGUUGAGAUCAUGUCUGUUCAUGUUGUAGCCUUUGGAAAUGAGAGAGAUGGAUUUUCUGAAGACAAUCAGCAAUCAAGUCUGAUCUGGACCUAUCUUGGGAGAAGUGCUCUCAUUUCAGAGACUGAAAGCAGUUUGCUGCUGAACUCUGCCAACCACAUUGGAAGCCCUAUGUUUACUGAAUAUCAAGCCUGUGUGUUUGGAAAUGUCAGACUGGUGGUGCAUGACUGUCCCCUUUGGGAUAUUUUUGACAGUGACUGGUACACCUCUCAAAAUCUUAUUGGAGGAGCUGAUAUCAUUGUGAUUAAAUACUCUGUAAAUGACAAAUCUUCAUUUCAAGAAGUAAAGGACAGUUAUGUUCCAAUGAUAAAAAGAGCAUUAAAUCAUUGUUCAAUUCCAGUCAUAAUUUCUGCUGUUGGUGCAAGAAAAAGUGAAGUACCUUGUACUUGUCCACUGUGCACUUUAGACAGAGGGAGCUGUGUUACUGCUUCUGAAGGGAUUCAACUUGCUAAAGAACUAGGAGCAACUUACCUUGAAUUGCACAGUCUCAGUGAUUUCUAUAUAGGAAAAUAUUUUGGAGGCGUGUUGGAGUAUUUUAUGAUCCAAAGCUUGAAUCAGAAGUCCUCUGAAAAAAUGAAGAAAAGAAAAAAAAGCCACAAGUGCCAUGGAGUUAAACCGCCUCAGCUUGAACAGCCAGAAAAAAUGCCAAUCUUAAAAGGUGAAGCCUCGCAUUAUAACUCCGAUUUACAUAACUUGCUGAUCUGCUGCCAGUGUGUGGAUGUGAUAUUUUACUCAGAAGAUUUAAAGGAAGUAGUAGAAGCACACAAGAUUGUUUUGUGCUCUGUAAGCCAUGUCUUCAUGUUACUUUUCAAUGUGAAGAGUCCAGCUGAUAUUCAGGAUUCCUCUAUCAUAAGGACUGCACAGACUCUCUUUGCAGUGAACAGUGAGGCUGUGUUUCCAGUUUCUAACCGAGGUUCACCAUGCGGCCCACCGGUUCGAGUCACUGUUAAAGACUCUUUCUUCUGUUUUUGUUUGUCAGACAUUCUGCACUUCAUUUAUUCAGGUGCUUUCCAAUGGGAAUUGUUGGAAGAAGAUAUAAAAAAGAAGUUGAAAGACCCAGGAGAAGUUGAGCUUGUGCUUGAGAAAGUUAAAUGUAUCCUGAAAACUCCAGGAAAGGUGAAUAGUUCAAAGAAUUGCAGAUCUCAUCAGACAGCAAGACCCUUGCAGUUAUGUGAUACUUCUCUCAGACUUUUCUUUAACACACAUGUGUUGGCUGAUGUCAUCUUCCAAAUACAAGGUGCUACUGUACCAGCCCACAGAGCAGUUCUAGUGGCUCGCUGUGAAGUAAUGGCAGCUAUGUUUAAUGGAAGUUAUAUAGAAGCAAAUAGUUUUCUGGUUCCAGUUUAUGGGGUUUCCAAAGAUACUUUCCUCUCCUUUCUAGAGUAUCUGUAUACUGAUUCCUGUUGUCCAGCCAGUAUUUUGCAAGCCAUGUCUCUCUUGAUUUGUGCUGAGAUGUACCAGGUAUCCAGACUCCAGCAUAUCUGUGAGCUUUAUAUCAUCACACAGCUGCAGAGUAUGCCUAGUAGGGAAUUAGCAUCUACAAGUCUUAGCGUUGUCAGCUUGCUCAGAAAAGCCAAGUUUCACAACUCUGACUGCCUUUCAACCUGGCUCCUUCAUUUUAUUGCCACUAACUACCUCAUCUUCAGUCAAAAGCCUGAAUUUCAAGAUCUUUCAGUGGAAGAGCGCAAUUUUGUUGAGAUGCACAGAUGGCCUUCCCAUAUGUACUUGAAACAGCUUGCAGAUUACAGGAAUUACAUCAACUCCCAGAAAUGCCACUGCAUAGUAAUGUAACCAGAAGAUUGAUUAUUCAUAAACUGGAGAAUCACAGGCUGGGAAUUACAUGGAGGCUAUUAAAACUGUAGCAGGGAUGAAAAUAAACAUUUAAGUCCUGCUGUACUCUAUAAUGUGCUUGCUAAUACUCUUUUCAUUAGUAAUGAAUUAAUGUGAUGUUUUAAAGGGAUUAAGAAAUAUACCAUAGGACAGCAUAAGGAGUUAAUCAGGCCUGGUCUACACUACAAAGUUAGGCGGAUGUAAACCGCAUGUGCAUGCCUAUACCUAAAUUUGUCUCUUAUUGAUGUAAGUGCCCCGUUAACAGCAAUGCAGUAACACUACCUCCCUGAGCAGCAUUAAGCCAUGGUUGAUGUACUGAGGUCGACGCAACACAAGUGUAAACACUGCGUUACUUAUAUGAAUUCUAACAGUCCUCCAGCAGCUGUUCCACAGUGUCUGACGCUAAUCUCUUUGGUCACAAUUGUGAAUGCCAUUGUCCAGGGGUCAUGGAGACUGGAAGGCCCUCCCUCUGUUUUAAAGCCCUGCAAAUUUUUGAAAUGGCUUUGCCUGAUUGUCCAACUGGAGAGCACACCUAGCAGCUCUCCAUUGUGUGCAACUGUGCAGCUGGCCAUGGCGGCUACAUGCUCCAGACACACUCCAGCUUGGAGUAGACAAGAGAUAUUGGAUCCUCUGGGCCUGUAGGGAGAAGAGGCUGUGUAAGCACAGCUAUGGACCAGCCAUAGAAAAGUAAACAUCUAUGAGCAGAUUGCACAGGGGAUGUCGGAGGAGGAGUACAACAGGGGCCAGCAGCAGUGCUUUGUGAAAGUGAAGGAAUUUGGUCAGCCAUAUCGAGAGGCCAACAAUCAUUCUGGUGCUAACCUGCAGACCUGCCGCUUUUACAAAGAGCUGCAUGCCAUAAUUGUCAGAGACCCUACUGAUAUCCCGCACAUAACCAUGGAUACCUUUGAGGACCCCAAGCCACAGGUCCCUGGCAUGAACAGCUAGGAGGAGGAUGGGGGACGUGCGACCAGGGAGCCAGGACCUGUUUUGAGACUCCACCGCAGUCCAGUCAGUCCCAGCAGUUGAGCACUGGUGAGCUCAAUGCAGGGGAAGGAACUUUGGCUGCUGCCAUUGCGGCUCUGAGAGGUUCCCCCUUCCGCACCUGAGGAAAAAAGCCUGAGCUAGAUGAGGAGAAAGAGGAGGACUCGGGAUGACAUGUUCAAUGAGAUCCUGCAGCCAGUGCUGCGUGAGAAAAGGGUCUGGAGGGUGAACAUUACAGACAGCCUGGGGAAGAUAAAAACGGAGAAGAGAGAGGCCCAGGAGUCCCAGCAGGAAAAGGAGAGGGAGAUGCACCAAGACAUAAUGGAGCUUCUCCAACAGCAAACAGAGAUGCUGCAGACUCUUGUGGGCUUAGUUUCAACAAUCCCAGGUUCUCCUCCCUUUGCAGUCCAUGGCAAACUCCAUAACAGCACCUCCCUAUGCUCUCCCACCCUACAUUCCAUGUGGUAUCAGGGGCUUUAUCCCUAUCCCUCCCACUCCACUCCAGCAGACAUUAAGGACAACCACAGCCUCACAAACUGAUCUGUGAAAUCCAUGGUUGCUGUAUACGUAGAUUAAUGGACAGGAAUGUUCUUUCCGCUGGUUUUUCUGUUUCAUUAAUUUAUUAAGUUUUUAAUGUAUUUGCUUUUAAAUUGCACAGAUUUUUCUUUGCACUGGUUUUGCUACUGAAUAACAUUCUAUUUGGAAAAUAAUCUUUUAGUUCACAACACAUGCUUCAGAGUGCCUAGCAAUUCUGAAAGCACCUACUUAAUUAUUACUGUACAGUGUGGCACAACUCAUAGGAUCAGUGACAAACCGCAUAUAAUCAUAAAUGUACAGCAAGCACAACAAAAUUAAGAGGACAUUGACAGUGCUAUAUUCAUAGAUGUACAUUACACAAUUCCUAACAGGCCCCAAAACAGCAGGGCCAGGUAGAGCAGAAUACACCACACGGUACUGUGGCUCACUGUUAAAAUGGUCUUCAAAGCCUCUCUGAGCUGUAUGGUUUGGUGUUGAGCUCUUCUAAUGGCCCUUGUGUUUGGCUGUUCUAACUCAGCAGACUGCCAGUCCACUCUGGCGGAAACUUUUCCCCCUUUGCUUCCCUGAGAUUAUGCAGAACACAGCAGGCAGCUAUAACCAUUGGGAUGUCUUUUUUUUUUUUUUCACUGAGAUCCAGUCUUGAGUAAACAACACAGAUAUCUCUUCAGUCUUCCAAAAGUACAUUCAACUGUCUUUCUGCACCUGCUAAGCCAAUAGCAAAAUCUUUCCAUGGUGCUGUUGGGGUGGCCAGUGUACGGCUUCAUGAGCCAGGGGAGUCAAGGGGUAGGCUGGGUCUCUCAGGAUUGCUAUUGGUAUUUCAACAUCACCAGUGGUAAUCUGCCAGUUGGGAAAGAAAGUCCCUGCUUGUAGCUUUCUGAACAGUCCUAUAUUUUUAAAGAUGCAAGCAUCAUGCACAUUCCUUGACCAGCCAAAGUUGAUGUCAGUGAGGAGAUCCUAGUGAUCCACCAAUGCUUGCACAACUAUAGAAAAGUAGCCCUUUCUGUUGAUGUACUCUGUGGCAAGAUGGGCUUGUGCCAAAAUAGGGAUAUGUAUGCUAUCUUUGCUUCACCACAGUUCAGAAAUGCCUUUACUGAAAAUCCUUCCAGCAUGUCCUGCACGUUGCUGAGUCACAGUACUGUAUAGCAAGAGUUGAUUAGUGGCCUUGCACACUUGCAUGACAGUGGCCCCCUUAGUGGAUUUUCCAACUCCAAAAUAAUUUUGCACUUACCAGUAGCAAUCUGACACUGCAGGUUUCCACCGUGCAAUCACUACUCUCUUCUCCACCAUCAGUGCAGGUCUCAUUUUGAUGUCCCUAUAUUGGAGGGCUGAGGCAAGCUUGGCACACAGAUUCAGGAAUAUGGCCUUGCGCAGCCGAAAGUUCUGCAGCCGCUGCUCAUCAUCCUACGCCUACAUUAUGAUGUGAUCCUACCAGUCAGUGCUCAUUUCUUGGUUCCAGAAGUGGUGCUCUACCAGUUUGAACACCAGCAACAACCUUGAAUUUGUUCUUGCUAUGUCCCAGAGCAAUCUGUGCUCCAAGAUACUGUUGUGUUCCCUGCUUAUUCAUGGAUGUUAUGGCUCUGCAAACAUCUGAAGAUCAUGCGUCCUGUGCUUGCAACGCUUGUGACAAUAGUGCAGAGCUGUGCAAGUGCCAUGCUUCUGUCAGAAAUGGUGGACAGUGAGGAGGGCUGCAUAGGUUCAUGGGAAAAAGGCAUGAAAAUUAUGGGAU